AUGAACUCAUUCGUAACACUUAUUGUUGAUGAAAAAACUUCACAUCUCAGAGAACUUGUCGUAAAUCAAAAAACAAAAAAGCAGCGUCCUAAAAAAAAUAUUUCUACUUUAAGAAGUAGAAAUAAUCACUUGCCGAAAUCUACCAAUUAUAAAUUUUGUGUUAACAAUCUUGAUAAUCAAAGAAAUGAGUAUACCAUUUCUACUACACGUGAAUAUAACACUCCUAGGUAUGAAAAUAGCACUCCAAGUUCUGUAAAAUCAACACAAUCCUAUGAAAUGUAUUACUCUAAUAGGAUAUCGGAUACAAUAAAAGUUAAAAUGUGCCAAAUUUUAAGUAAACACAAAGAUGGUAUACUGUGUAUCGACUUUAUAAACGCUUUUUAUAAUGAAUAUAACAUUCAUAUUGAUUUUUUUAAAUAUGGAUUCAGAAGUAUCAGAGAUAUGGCAUACAAAUUACCAUCUAUAUUUUAUGUGAAAGUAACUGAUGAUGAUGAGAAUAAUUGUGUUCUAUUCGAAGCUGAUAGACGAAGUGAACUAGAAGAUAUCUUAGAAGAUCCAUCACUGUAUUAUAAAAAUAUUCCGAAGACUAUAUUGUAUAAUCUUUCUCAUUUCUUUAAUAAGCAUCGGAAUGGUGUGAAAUUCAAUGAAUUGAUGUCUUUAUACUGUGCAGAAUAUGGCCGAGCUUAUGAACCAUUAAAGUAUGGCUAUUCUUCUGAAAAACACAUGUUUGAAUCUUUAGACAAAAUGGUUGAAAUAGAAAAUAAUCAGCUGUUUACAAUAGAUCCUUUUGCCUAUGCAGAAUGUUUGAAAAAUAAAAAUGUAGAUGUA
This is a messenger RNA of Aphis gossypii (cotton aphid), 828 nucleotides long. RefSeq lists its product as uncharacterized. The record is from RefSeq and is a predicted model, not a curated record. The annotation marks the transcript as partial. NCBI's taxonomy places the organism in Eukaryota, Metazoa, Arthropoda, Insecta, Hemiptera, Aphididae. The transcript is spliced from 5 exons.